Molecule: messenger RNA, 237 nt
Organism: Cotesia congregata
Lineage: Eukaryota; Metazoa; Arthropoda; Insecta; Hymenoptera; Braconidae
Source: the annotation of a GenBank genome assembly
AUGAAUGAAGCUCUUAAUGAUCAAUAUUUAGCAAUAAAGGUUGUAUUAAUAUUUGGAAUAUGUGGCUGUAUGCGAUGUAAAGAACUAACGGAAAUGAAAGUUGAAGACAUAAAAGAUUUAAAUGAAAGAUAUUUAAACGAGACCGCAAUAGAUACUCAACCGCAACCAUCAACCAGUAAAGAAGGAACUAUCAACCCUCAAACAGUAACUACCAUCCCUCAACAAAAAAACCAAUAA